GCCCGUUGUCCACCACCAAGAAGCCAGCAUGGGCCGCCGCAAGAAGUCGACCAAGAAGAUCGUGACGCGCAAGAAGCAGGUCGUGAGCCGCGUCUUCAAGUGCCCGUUCUGCUCGCAUGACGAGAGCGUCGAGUGCAAGAUGGACCGCGACCGCAACAUUGGCCAUCUCUCUUGCCGCGUCUGCAGCGAGUCGUUCCAGACCAACAUCAAUUAUUUGAGCGAACCCAUCGACGUGUACACCGACUGGAUUGACGAGUGCGAAGCGCUCCAUAACGAGCAGGCGAGAUAGAUAAGGACGAUGCUACAAUUACGUGGAUGCCUUCGUCUC
Messenger RNA from Saprolegnia parasitica CBS 223.65, 328 nucleotides. RefSeq lists its product as hypothetical. Gene Ontology annotation, molecular function: RNA polymerase II complex binding. Lineage: Eukaryota; Oomycota; Saprolegniomycetes; Saprolegniales; Saprolegniaceae. Gene Ontology annotation, cellular component: transcription elongation factor complex. The coding region runs from base 29 to 289 and encodes 86 amino acids. The transcript is spliced from 3 exons. Gene Ontology annotation, biological process: transcription elongation by RNA polymerase II. The record is from RefSeq and is a predicted model, not a curated record.